AUGGCGCCGCCGCGUCCGGGCACCAUGCUGCAGAACUGCUCGAACUGCAAGAUGACGCUGGGCUCGCGCGAGGCGACGGUCGCCGCGGGGCAGGGGGGCCGCUGCCGGCGGUGCCAGGAGGCGUUCAAGAACGACCAGUACUGCCCGAUGUGCCACGCCGUCUGGAUGGACGAGGACGGCCCGCCCAUGGCCUGCUGCGACGGCUGCAACCUAUGGGUGCACGAGUAUUGCGACCAAGCCGCGGCCACGCUGGUGAACGGCCCGUCGCCGGACGAGCACCCGUACUGCUGCCCGCUGUGCAAACUCGACGCGAAAACGGAGCCGGGGCGGUACAAGGCGGCCGUGGCGGCGGCCGCGGCGGCCGCGAAGAGCGGGCCGGACUCGCGGAAGCCCGGCGCGGCCGCGGACGUGCAGUCGGCGUCCCCGCUGACGUUGUUUCUGGACGACGUGCAACAGUACCCGGAGCUGGCCAACGGGAAGCCGCCGCACCUCGCGUGGCGCGACAUCGACCUCGGGAACCGCAUGGCGUACCUGCGGCGGUUCCACGAGAAGCAGGUGGCGUACGCGGAGGCGCUGUACGGCCCGGCGUUCCUGGCGGGCGACGCAGAGGCCAAGCGGCAGGCGCUGGGCGAGGGGCCGGGGGCGAUGUCGGCGCUGCGCGUGAUCCCGGGGCAGAACCCGCUCGCGCAGUUCCAGCAGGAGAUCCCCGUGGAGUGCAAGGCGAUCCACGGCACGUUUUUCCUCGGCAACCAGACGGUGCGGUGCGAGGCCGUGUGCUGCGCGGGGCGCGCGCCGGAGGACCGCACGUUCUCCGCGACGAAGUGGGAGCAGCACGCGGGCCAGAUGAACAGCAAGAAGUGGAAGGCGUCGAUCAAGAUCCGCCAGGGCGGCGUCCCCGAGGCGAAGAGCGCCUCCAUGUGCAUCGGGCGCUGGCUCGACAAAGUCGGCGCGGCGCCGUACAUCGCGACGCGCAAGGGCGCGUCCGGCAAGGCGCCGCCGCCGAUCCGGUACACGGCCGACGGGCGCAUCGCGGGGCGCCGCGGCCGCCCGCCGAACCCGUUCAAGGUGCGGGAGGUGGUCGAUCCGGUGCUCAAGGCGAAGCCGUGGCUGGCGGUGACGUACGGGCCGCGCAAGGGGUACAAGCCGAUCAAGGCGAAGUACGCGGGCGACCGGUGCUGCGCGUGCGACAGCGACGUGGACUACGACACGGAUUGCCUGCUGACGUGCGGGCAGUGUGGGAUCGCCGUGCACCAGUCCUGCUACGGCGUGCCGAACAUGCCGCCGAAGGGGGAGAUCUGGGUGUGCCGCGUGUGCGAGGAGUUCGGCGGGCCCGCGCGCGGGCGGUACGAGGCGCAGUGCUGCCUGUGUCCCGUGGAGGGCGGGGCGCGCAAGCCCACGACGAUCGAGGGGCUGUGGUGCCACGCGACGUGCCUGCAGUGGGUCCCCGAGGUCUCCGUGAAGGACGUCGUCAACAUGGAGCCCGUGCGGAACAUCGAGGGCAUCCAGCGCGAGCGCUGGGACAUGAAGUGUUCCCUCUGCAAACAAACCAUGGGCGUCAAGAUCCAGUGCCACUGCUGCUUCACCGCCUUCCACCCGCUCUGCGCGCGCAUGGCCGGGCUGCGCAUGGAGGUGCAGGAGGACCCCGACGACCCGCUCUGCAGCAUCAAGCUCGUGGCCUUCUGCGCGCGGCACUGCCGGCCCGACAUGGAGCGGACGGGGAUCCGGCCGUUGGAGCGCGACGGCAACGGGUCCAGCGACGACGACGUGAGCGACGACGAGGGCUUCGAGGACCCCGCGCAACCGUACAAGCAGCCGCGGUGCAUGCCGCUGCCGGAGCUGGAGAGCUGCGCGCGGACGACGGACGUCACGCGCGACUGGGAGCGCAACCAGCACGGGACGGGCACGGGCGCGACGUCGAACUGGGGGUUCUGGAUGCCCGCGCCGCCGCAGUACCUCGGGUCCACCGGCACGGCCGACGCGGUGCGCACCGCGGCCGCGGCGGGGGCGGCGCUGGCGCGACGCGAGGCGCAGCGCGCGGGCGCGCAGGGCAAGGCCGGGAAGCAGGUCCCGGGCGCCAAGAAGGGCCCCGCGGAUCCAGGGCCGCUCAAGGAGCUGCCGGAGGGGAUGCCGGAGGAGCUGAGGAUCGUGUGCAACGGCAAGUCCGGGGUGAUGCACAUGCGGACGCAGAAGGUGCAGUACAAUGGGCAGGAGCUGACGGCGUCGCGGUUCGAGCACCUGUCGGGGCGCGGGGACGCGAAGAAGUGGAAGAUCUCCAUCUGCGUCGAGCUCGACGACGGCGAGGCCGGCGAGACCAUGCAGGAGUUCUUCGAGCGGUUCGAGUGGGACCGGGCCACCAUGAUUGAGUACGCCCAGAACUGGCAAAUGAAGGAGGAAUGGAACACGCACGUGGCAUGCGAGGUGCGCGAGAUCAUGGACGGCAUCCUCGACCGCAUGGGCCUCUCGGACGACCCCGGAAAGCCGCAGUGGGGCGAGCCGGCCCCUGGGAACGAGGCGCCCCCCGCGGAGCAGCAGCAGGGCGGCGGCGCUGCGGCGGACGAGCCUGCGCGCGCGGCGGACGGCGCCGCGGCGCCGCGGCCGCCCACGCCGCUGCUGUGCCAGGAGGAGGCGAACGUCGCCGAGCUGCUGGCGCGGAGCCGGUCGCCCGAGCACGCUGCGCACAUUUCCGACGCCGCUGCGCGGCUGGUGGCGGAGCACGCCGCGCAGCAGCUUGCGGAGGCCGGCGCAGCGCUCGGGGCGGCGGCUGCGCGUCCGCCGUCUGCGGCGCCGGCCGAGGGCGACGCACCGGCGGCGGCGGCCGCCGCGGACGCCGCGGCGAGACAGGUGCAAGCAGCGGGCAUUGGUGGCGCGAACGGGGACGCGCGUGGCGGCGCGGAGGCCGCGCGGACGUCGCCGGUGAAGCGCGAGGACGACGGGCCGGCCGCGAAGGGCAGUCCGUCGCACUCCGGGAGCCUGCAGGAGCUCGUUGGCGCACUGGAACAGAUUGUUGACGAGCGGCAGCCUGGGGCCGCGGGGCGGACGAAGCGCCGGCGCUCGGCGGCGAACUCGCCCGCGCACGCGCAGUCCGAGCCGCCGCACCGCCCGAGCAGCGCGUUCCAGCGCCCGCCCUCGCGCCUGGGGCAGCCGAACCCGCCGCCAAGCGCUGCGGGGGCCAUCGCCGUGGCGGGCAACGGCGGCGGCUCGGCGCUGCAGAACGGGAACGCGACGACCGUGCCGGGGCACCUGAACCCCGAGGUGCUGCCAGGCGUGGAGGGCAUUCUGCGCACGGCGACGCCGGGAGGUGCGCCAGAGUUCCUGCGGGCCGCAACGCCGGCGGGCUUCCUGGAGGGCCUCCUCACGGGGCGGGCGAGCCCGGGCUUCUCGGAGUUGAUGGGCAUGCGCGACACGCCCGGGCUGUCGGACGUGGACAUCAGCGCGCUGCUGCGGAACACUCCCGGCCUGCCGGACUCGCUCGAGGGCGGCCACCUCCACGGGUCGCACGGGCACCUCCUGGGCCUGCGGUCCGCGACGCCCAUGUCCGGGCUGGGCACGCUCGGCGGCCCGAGCGCCCCGAGCGCGCUGACCGACGCCGCGAUGCUCGCGGCGAACCCCAACGCCGCGGUGCGCUGCACGGGACAACUGUACAUCCACGAGGCAGGCGUGUGGCAGGCGAUCUCGGUGGCGUCGUACGACGCGACGACGGGCCGGCACCGCGUGUCGGUGCUGGGCGAGCUGAAGUCCCCCUCAAUACCCCUCCAAUUCGACGAGGACCUCCCCGGGGCGCUGCACCAGGGCCGGCUCGUGCUGCAGCCGCAGGCGGUGGCGCGGCCGCCGGAGCCGGCGGCCACCGCGGAGCGCGCGCGGAAGCUGUACGGUCCCGAGGUCGUGGGCCGCAAGGUGCGCAUUUGGUGGGACGGCGACGCGUGUUACUACCCCGCCAGCAUCAUCGGCUUCAACGGCGGGACGGGGCAGCACCGGCUGCUGUACGAGGACGGGGAGAUCAUCGACGAGGUGCUGAACGAGCACCGGCUCGACUGGGUCACGAAGGACGCGCCGCGGACGGUGCGCGUGCUGUGCGGCGGCGUGCGCGGCGUCAUGGACGUGGCGCGCAGCGUGAUCGCGAUCCCGGCGCAGGGCAACCGCGAGGUGUCGCCCACGGAGUUCGAGAAGCUCGCGGGGAAGGAGUCGAGCAAGAAGUGGAAGGCGACGAUCCGCGUGGAGCGCGCGGACGGCAGCACGGGCGAGACCAUCGGCGACUGGAUGGUCAACCACGGCCUCGACGUGCCGAAGACGCGGCCCGUGGCGCCCGCGACGACGAAGAGCUCGAAGAAGAGCAACCGCCAGAGCAAGGGCCGCGGCGGCGGCCCGGGCCGCCACAAGGAGGGCUGCCUGUGCAUCAUCUGCAAACAGGCGCGCAACUCCGGGAAGCCGUGGUCGGGGCUGGGCGAGGAGGAGGAGCGGCGCGCGGCGGAGGAGGCCGCGCGCGCGCAGGCCGCGCAGGAGGAGCAGGACGCGGUCGAGCGCGGGAUGCGGUGGCUCAAGGACAAGGGUCCGCGCGAGCGCUACGGCAAGCGCGCGUUCGUGCGCGCGACGGGGAUGCACGUCGGCGGCGCGCGGCCGCACGCGUGGGCCGACGUGAACACCAUCGCGGUCGCGUCGUACUCGCCGGAGGAGUGGAAGGAGCGCCGCGAGCAAAAGAGCCGGCAGAAGCUCGAAGAAGAGGAGGCGGCGAAGCGGCAGGCGGACCAGGAGGCCAAGGCGCGGGCGGCGGCGGCGGAGGCGGCGCGGGCGGCGCAGCAGGCCGCGGGGACGGCACUGGGCGGCAUGGGCUUCGCGCUGGCCGGCGUGAGCGUGCCGGUGUUGGGCGCGGACGGCAAAACGUACCACGUGCCGCUGGGGGCGGCGGUGCCGACGAUGGGGCCGGACCAGGGCGCAGGGGAAGGAAAGGAGGCGAAGGACGGCGCGGGAUCGCCGGAGAAGGGCGAGCCCAUGGAUGUGGACAAGCCCACCGUGGGCGCGGGCGUAAGCGGCACGCCGGCGGCGGCUGUGCGGCCGCUGGCCAGCGCUGCCGCGGUGCUUGCGGCCGCGAAGUCCUCGCCCGGCGCGGCCGCCGCGGUCUCCGCGAAGUCGUCUCCCGCAGCGCUCGCUGCAGCCGGGACAGCGCCGGAGGCCGGCGUUGCGCAGGCGGAGGGCGCGGACGGUGGAGCGGCGGCGGCGGCGGCGGAGGCGAGCAAGCCGGACGCGCAGCUGCCGCCGCCGGCGGGGCGCGGGCCGGGCGCGGCGAACAUCAAGUCGAUGGAGCAGCGGCUCGCGGAGUGCCACGACGUCGAGCAGGACCGCAUCACUUUUGGCAAGUCGGGCAUCCACGGAUGGGGCCUGCUGGCCAAGGUCAACAUGAGCCAGGACACGAUGAUCACGGAGUACCGCGGGGACUGCAUCCGGCUGUCGAUCGCGAACCAGCGCGAGGAGGCGUACCGGAGCGCUGGGAAGGAUUGCUACCUGUUCGCGGCGAACGAGGAGUGCGUGAUCGACGCGACGACGGAGGGGCACAUGGCGCGUUUCAUCAACCACUCGUGCGCGCCGUCGCUGUACGCCAAGGUCGUUGAUGCCGACGGCACGCCGCACCUGGUGUUCUUCGCGCGCACCGACGUCAAGGCGGGGCAGGAGCUGACGUUCAACUACCGGUUCUCGGAGGAGGAGACGGAGAAGAAGGUGCCGUGCGACUGCGGGGCGCCCAAUUGCAUCGGGUUCCUAAAUUAG
Messenger RNA from Pedinophyceae sp. YPF-701, 5757 nucleotides. NCBI's taxonomy places the organism in Eukaryota, Viridiplantae, Chlorophyta, Pedinophyceae. The record is from the annotation of a GenBank genome assembly.